UGGCCAAUAUGCAAUAUUCACACUGCAACUGUCAGAGAGAAAUGAGAAACCAUCUAUUGUAGGUGGUUGACACAUUUGCAGGUUAGGUGUUUUGAACUGAAGUAUUUACGUAUAUUUUAUUACAUAGAAUGGCAUUUUUUUUACAUCCAAAUAUUGUGCGGUACAACUGCACUUGUGGUUCUUUGAAACCCAUUUCCAGAAUAUAUUUUUGUAGGCACUGCUUGAAAAUAAGGUGUGGCUAUUGUGUAUGUCAUGAGGCAGACUCUCACUAUUGUGCUAACUGCUUAGAGAUAUUGCCAUCGUCUGAGGCUCGUCUAAAGAAAAAUCGAUGUGCUGCUUGCUUAGAUUGCCCAAGCUGCUUGAAUACUGUGUCUACUCGGUCAACAAAUAUAACUGUACAAAAUCCUGAUGACCCAAAUAAGACUGUGACUCGGAAAGCAUAUUAUUUGGCAUGUGGUUUUUGUAGAUGGACUUCGAGGGAUGUUGGACUUCCAGAUCAGACAGUUGCAAGUGGAGGUUGGCCAGAGAGGGAGCAUGCCCAUGCUGCUCGAAUAAGCUCACUUCUAGAACAUUACAAGGUUCUAGCAUUACGAGAGAGGCAAGAGAGGGAAAGGAAGAAGUUUACACCUCGUCGUAGUUACUUACAUUUCUCUGACAAGUUUGGUUUGACAGCAGUAAUGGCACGCAAGAGAGCAGGCUUGCCACCAUUGGGUGGUUUAGGGAUUAAAGAUGAGGCAGGAAGCAUUCUUGAAUUGACUCCUUCAGUGGCAUCUGAGGAGGUGGAUUCACUUCCUGCAGAAAUCUAUACCAAGCCAAUAAACCUUGCACACGUGGCAACACUUUCACAACGCCUGGCACAGCCUGAAUUCCAGACCGAACUGGUAUCCAAUCUGUUCCCAGCUCACAAACACCUCAUGAUCAAGAGGUCACAACGAUGUCGCAGCUGUGAACAUAAUGUCAGUAAGCCAGAGUAUAACCCUGGCUCCAUCAAGUUCAAGAUUCAGCUGGCAGCUUAUUACUAUGUUCCGGAGAUACGUGUUGUGACUUGUGAGCCGCUGCGUAUUGGUCAAGAGUGUCAGCUGAUCAUCAAACUGUGCAACCCAACUCAGCACCAGACUGCCAUUGAGUUCCUCCCACUUCCUUCUGCAGAAGAGGAUUUGGAGGAACGGCACAAGGAAAUAGAAGAAAAGAAGGAAAAACAGGCUGAAAAAAAGAAUGCAGAGAAAACAUCACAAGGUCGAGAUGAUGUAAGCGUACUUCUGCCAUCAUUGUCAUUGUCACGGCAGUUAUCCGUCUCCGAGGAUCCGCAUCCUGCGACUGUGAAGCUUACUGGUGAAGUAAUUUUGCCAUCUUCAUCUGUAUUACUUCCACCGAGAGACGAUGCUGCCGAGUACGAUGACGCAGGGGACACUUACCACUUUCAGGAUAACCCCAAGGUUGUGGUGUGGCGUAAAGCAAACAAGGCUGCUGUGAAGAUGGUGGUUGUUCCUCAGGAUUCUGCUACAGAAACGAGAGAGGUCCUCAUAGGCUUUGUGAUGAAGUAUACAUAUGUAAAUACUAUGGCCUCAUUAGAGCAGAAGGAACCACAGAAGGUUGACCUGAAAGUCAAAGUAUUCAUUAAUGUUGGAAAGACUGUUGGCUCUUGCAUCUAAAUAUAGAAGUAUAUAUUAAAAAAAACCUUCAGGCUCGAAUAAAAUUUGUAUGAAAUAUUUUACCAAAGUGCUUCAACUCCUUAUAAAAGUUGGAAUGUCAGAAUAUGCUAAUUAGUAGUUUGCACUGAAAGCUGUCUUCUGAAUAGUUGCGCCAUGUAGUCUGGUAAACUUCUACCAGACUACAGGGCACAACAACCAAGAAGAUCCCAAUUAACACUAACCUUUAAUCAAGGAUUAUUAUUAGCUUAUUAACUAUAUCUAAUAUUUUACCAAAGUCACUGCUAAUAUGUAGGUUAAUUUAUUUUAUACAUGUUGUAUUACAUGUAAGUUUUAAGAUAUUUAAUUCAUAGGCAGGAGAAAGUUGCAGCUCUGAAUUUUUUUUAAUAAUAUACAAUUGUUAAGACAGCCCAUAAAUUAUCAGAAUAAGGACAGGUAAAUAUGUCUGAUGACAACAUUAGAAAAAGAUGGAAACAUGUUUAUUUUCUAUUUACCCCAAAAAAGUUUUCAGCAAAUUAAAAUUGGAAUGUUAAGAAAUGUAAGAUUUUUUUUUAAAGCAGGUUGGGUCCAGUUUCUUUCAUAAGGUAUGUUUCAAACGAUGGAGACUGUCUUCAGAAAUCAAGUUCACUCAUUACUUAUAUUAACCUUUAUCACAGGCAGUUGGUUCAUGUGUAAGCAGUGAAGGUUAACAUUUGUGAUAUUAAAUGUAAUUGCUGUUUUCUGUUGCAGAAUCUGGUAACAGCUGUUUAAUGUCAGUCACUUUAUUGUUUCCAUUAUAAUAAAAGUUACUUAAAGAUGU
Zootermopsis nevadensis is the source of this 2448-nucleotide messenger RNA. RefSeq names its product dynactin subunit 4 (gene DCTN4-p62). Lineage: Eukaryota; Metazoa; Arthropoda; Insecta; Blattodea; Termopsidae. Gene Ontology annotation, cellular component: dynactin complex. The record is from RefSeq and is a predicted model, not a curated record.